GCAAAUCAAUUAUUAAUCAGACCUUUCUCGAUCACGUAUACACAAUCGGAACAUGGAAUGCGGCUGGUUUCGGGAGACAUUUCACGAGUUUCUGAUCUUCCAUGGCGCGAUCAUCUAAUUUGAUGCCGGUAGUGAGGCAUCAAAAAUGUUGUAGAAUUUUCUCGCGAGGCAGCAUCUUUCCUGCAGCUUUUUUUAUCUUUAUAGGACUCUUCCUAUGGAGCAGAGCAAUAACACAACACAAUAUAGAGGACAUGUUAAUAUGGAAUUUACAAGGUUCGAAAGGUUUAUGUAAGAACCAAUGCAGGCUUUCUGGAAGUGAGACGUUACCCCAAGGCAUAAUUUCCAAGACCACCAAUUUGGAGAGAAGACCAUUAUGGGGUCUUCCAAAGAAGACAAAUACUUCUAAAAGUCUGUUUGCUGUUGCUGUGGGGAUAAAGCAAAAAAAUAAUGUAGAUAUGAUGGUCCAGAAGUUCCUAGGAAGUGAUUUUGCUGUCAUGCUUUUCCAUUAUGAUGGUAUUGUUGAUGAGUGGAAGGAUUAUAAUUGGAGCAGCAGUGUCAUACAUGUGUCAGCUGAUAAUCAAACUAAAUGGUGGUUCGCAAAGCGGUUUCUACAUCCAGAUAUUGUAGCAGAGUAUAACUAUAUUUUCUUAUGGGACGAAGACCUUGGUGUUGAAAACUUUGAUCCUGCCAGGUACCUAUCGAUUGUGAAAGAUGAAAGGCUAGAGAUAUCACAACCAGCGCUAGAUCUUGACAAGUCUGAGGUGCACCAUUUUAUCACAGCUCGAUCGGGGAGAUCAAAAGUCCACAGGAGGUCGUAUAAACAUGACGGUAAGGGUAUUCAAUGCAAUGACAACAGCACCGGUCCUCCUUGCACAGGGUGGAUAGAAGUGAUGGCCCCUGUAUUCUCAAAAGCUGCGUGGCGUUGUGUGUGGUAUAUGAUUCAGAACGAUUUGAUCCAUGCUUGGGGACUAGACAUACGGCUUGGUUAUUGCGCACAGGGUGAUCGGAUGAAAAAGAUAGGAGUUGUGGAUACCGAAUAUCUUGUUCACUACGGCCUCCCAACUCUGGGAGAUCCUCGCCAAAAGACGUCUAGAUGGAACAAGACCUCUUCUAGUGAAAAAAAGGAUAAAUCCGGAUCGGGUGAAAUCGACCAAAGACUCGCGGUGCGAAGAGAGUCGUAUAACGAGUACAAGGUGUUUAGGAGGAGGUGGAAGAAGGCGGCAGAGUCGGACCAGUGCUGGGCCGACCCGUACCCGGAGGAGGGGGACCAUCACCAAAACCAAAAGGACCACCCCUCCUUUUGGACCCAGACCUGA
Molecule: messenger RNA, 1316 nt
Organism: Salvia splendens (bonfire salvia)
Lineage: Eukaryota; Viridiplantae; Streptophyta; Magnoliopsida; Lamiales; Lamiaceae
Exons: 14
Coding region: 102-1316 (404 amino acids)
Source: RefSeq, a predicted model, not a curated record